GUCAAUUUAUCAUGUGAGGAUCCCCCAGUAAAAGAAAAGAAACAACACGAGAUGAGCAGAAGGGAGACCAACGGCAUUGAUUUGAAUGGGCAAAACGAGGCGGAACCCGACUUGACACUGGAGCAAGCCAUUGAAGAAUAUGCUCAUGAAUAUCAGAAUAUAAACAACACCCUUGACCAGUUAGACUCUUGUCUGGACAGUAUCGAGCAGCAGAAUGACCAACUUAAUGUUAAAAUGCUAGAACUGCUACAGUCCAAUAGGCAACUAAGACAAGAAUUGCAGACUGAGAUUGUGGCAAAACAGCAAACAGAGACAGACAUGGAAGCAGAUUCCACUGAGCAAGACUGCUCUGUAGCAAUAGACCAAAAUGCUGGGGAUGCUAACAAACAAGUGGACAGUUCAGAAAAAACUGAAGAAACAUGAAUAAAGUAUGUGCAAUAUCUAAAGAUAAAGAUGGGGACAACAUUCCAUUAAGCUUUGUGGUCCUUGACUUGCAUACUAUACAUGUACUACUUAUUGAUGUGUAAUUAAGCAUGUAGCAUGUUCAACUGACAUC
Molecule: messenger RNA, 556 nt
Organism: Lingula anatina
Lineage: Eukaryota; Metazoa; Brachiopoda; Lingulata; Lingulida; Lingulidae
Product: bublin coiled-coil protein-like
Source: RefSeq, a predicted model, not a curated record